Messenger RNA from Selaginella moellendorffii, 2561 nucleotides. Its product is annotated as ABC transporter F family member 3. Lineage: Eukaryota; Viridiplantae; Streptophyta; Lycopodiopsida; Selaginellales; Selaginellaceae. Gene Ontology annotation, molecular function: ATP binding; ATP hydrolysis activity. The record is from RefSeq and is a predicted model, not a curated record. The transcript has 21 exons. Bases 39 to 2168 code for a protein of 709 amino acids.
AUCCCCUUGAUCUAAAAGGUUUAGGGCUUUUGGGAGUGAUGGGGAUAGACGGCAGCGUCAAGGGGGAGGUUUUGGUGCUCAUUGGGAGGCGCAUUCGCGACGCCGACGUCGAUUCGAUCAUCGUCGACUACAUCAUCAAUGUGCUCCAGGACGACACCUUCGAUUUCGGCAAGUCGGGCGAGAAUGCGUACGAGGCGCUCGGCCCGCUGCUCGUCGAGGCCGAGUGCGUGGCCGACGAUGCUGAAGCGCGAUGGGUUUGCAAGAAGCUCGCUGAGAAAUUCUACCGAGGAAGUAUUGACGAGAACAAACUAUCGGUGCGAAGUCUGGCUGCUCCGGUGCGCAUGUCAGAGGGUCUCCGUAGCUCCGAGGCUGCGGGCACAGCACACCACGAGGAUCUUCUCCCGCAAAUCUCCGAGCGCGACCAGGCAAAGCUCGAGAGGAGGAGGAAAAAAGAAGAACGCCAGAGACGGGCAGACUAUGAAGCGCAUGUUGCUGCAGCGGAUGCCGCAGCUGCUGGGAUGGCUGGUCUUUACGUAACUCACAACACGGACGGAGAUGCCAACGUACCGAAAGAUAUAAGGAUGGAGAACUUCAGCAUCUCUAUGGGCGGAAGGGAGCUCAUCAACAGUGCCUCUGUCACGCUUGCUUAUGGUAGAAGAUAUGGUCUUGUUGGGAGAAACGGGACCGGAAAAACCACGCUUCUCAAGCACAUGGCAAUGCAUGCUAUCGAUGGACUACCAAAGAAUUGUCAGAUCUUACAUGUCGAGCAAGAGGUGGUCGGAAGCUCUACGACAGUUCUGCAGUGCGUCUUGAGCACCGAUAUUGAACGUACGCAGUUGCUCGAAGAGGAGGCGAGCCUGGUUGAUGCAAAGAAAAGUGCAAACGAUACUUCAAGUUCCAAAGAUGCAGCUUCUGAAAGGCUUGCUCAGAUUUACAAGAGGCUGGAACAAAUAGACGCUUACACGGCCGAAUCUCGUGCCGCUUCUAUAUUAGCUGGUUUGAGCUUUACGUCCGAUAUGCAAGUUCGAGAAACUAAGACUUUCUCUGGAGGCUGGCGCAUGCGGAUUGCGUUGGCAAGGGCAUUGUUUAUACAGCCCGACCUUCUACUGCUCGAUGAACCCACGAAUCAUUUGGACCUACACGCAGUAUUGUGGUUAGAGACGUAUCUUUUGAAGUGGCCAAAGACACUUAUCGUUGUGUCCCAUGCUCGAAACUUUCUCAAUGCGGUGGUGACAGACAUACUACAUUUGCACGGGCAAAAGUUAGUCACUUACAAAGGAGAUUAUGACAUAUUUGAGCGGACGCGCGCAGAACGUCUAUCAAAUCAACAGAAGGCACACGAAUCGAAUGAGCGUACUCGAGCGCACAUCCAGGCAUUUGUGGACAAGUUUAGAUACAACGCAAAACGUGCGUCGCUGGUUCAGUCAAGAAUCAAAGCUUUGGAUCGAAUUGGAUACGUGGAUGCUGUUGUGAAUGAUCCAGACUACAAGUUUGAGUUCCCGACUCCAGACGAUCGACCAUCCGGCUCCAUAAUUAGCUUCAGUGAUGCGUCAUUUGGAUAUCCAGGAGGUCCAGUCCUGUUUAGAAACCUGAACUUUGGCCUCGACUUGGACAGUCGCCUAGCUGUUGUUGGUGCUAAUGGUAUUGGGAAGUCAACACUGCUGAAGCUGAUCUCUGGUGAAUUGGAGCCUGUGUCUGGAACUGUCUUUCGGUCUCCAAAGGUGCGCAUGGCUGUUUUUAGUCAGCACCAUGUAGACGGCCUUGACCUUUCGUCAACGCCUCUCCUCUACAUGUCACGUUGUUUCCCUGGUGCCCCAGAGCAGAAGAUUCGCGCUCACUUGGGUUCGUUUGGUCUCUCGGGAAACCUGGCGCUUCAAGCCAUGUAUACUCUAUCAGGUGGGCAAAAGAGUCGUGUCGCUUUUGCAAAAAUCACAUUCAACAAACCACACAUUCUUUUACUGGAUGAGCCUUCAAAUCACCUUGACCUUGACGCCGUGGAAGCACUCAUACAAGGCCUAGCACUCUUUCAGGGAGGAGUUUUAAUGGUGAGCCAUGACGAGCACCUGAUAUCCGGAAGCGUGGACGAGCUCUGGGUUGUGACAGAAGGAAAAGUAUCGCCAUUUCACGGCUCGUUCCAGGACUACAAAAGGACCCUGCGUGUCGCAUGAACAUAACGGAUGUCUUUCGAUCUGAAAUACUCGAACACCUCCAGCGACAAAAUGCAAACGCUUUACAUGAUGAUCGUCUGGAACAUGGCCCGAGAAGAGCCACGACACUGUCUGGACGAGGAUGAGAAAACGUGUGCCACGAAGUGGCUGACCGGCUUGCCAGAGCAAACGCAGCGCGCAAACCUAGAGGACUCGUCUCUUAGAGUCGACUAUGACAAAGUGGCUGCUGGAGCGAUCAAAUUGGGCCUGCUGCUCACGAAGAAUCCAAAAGACUAUUAAGUACGGUGUUCCUCUUUAGAGCGGCUAAACGCGACUUGGCCUAAUUAUUAUUUGUGUUUCAUGCGGAUGGUUCUAUUUCUGACUUCUUGCAAAAUGGACCUUUUUUCAUUGGGA